Tilletiopsis washingtonensis is the source of this 10563-nucleotide messenger RNA. Its product is annotated as DUF913-domain-containing protein. The record is from RefSeq and is a predicted model, not a curated record. Gene Ontology annotation, molecular function: protein binding. NCBI's taxonomy places the organism in Eukaryota, Fungi, Basidiomycota, Exobasidiomycetes, Entylomatales. The transcript is spliced from 8 exons. Bases 188 to 10483 code for a protein of 3431 amino acids.
CCUCUUGUCCCGCCCUCAUCAUCCCCUCGCAUCGCCGCAUUCACACCUACACACGCCUGCUCGCACCCGCACCGCGGCUGCGCCUCUCCGACCGUCGCUCGCUCGUGUCCGUGCGCCGUGAUCGUCUGGCCCGCACGAGCGACGCACACGUCCGCCGCGCUGCCCAGCGCCGUGCGCGCGGCCCGCGAUGAAGAUCACCAAGGAGCCGCACCGGCUGGCCGAGGCGACGGCCAACGUGCGCCUGCUCCUCGAGCGCAUCACCGAGGCCAGCGACGAUGAGCUGCCCGAGCUGCUCGACGGCAUCUCCGAGUGGUGCUGGCCGCGCGGCGACCUGCACUACUGGUCCGGCACGCUGAACCGCUUCGACGACAUCCUCGACGAGACGGUGCGCGACUACGACCUGCGCCGCCUGCAGAUCAACGACUUCACGCCAAAGCGCAAGCUGCUCCUCGUCUCGCUGCUGCGCUUCUCGCGCCUGCUGCUCGAGAACUGCACGAACCGCAAGCUGUACAACUCGUUCGAGCACCUCGAUGCGCUGCUCUUCACCUCGGACCUCGACGUCUUCGAGGCGACGCUGCGCCUCGUGCUGCGGCCGGCGCAGCACUUCAGCACGCAGGGUGGCGUGCGCCACGGGCGCGGCACCUUCCUCAUCUCGCCCGAGCGCCUGGCUACUCUGGCUGUGACGUGGGCACCGCGCGAGCACGGCUUCGAGCUGGUGGACCUCGUCAAGCCCGACGCUCAGGUGCCUGCCGAGAUGCUCAACGUGCGCUUUCAGUUCUACAAGCGCGCACGCGCGGCUGAGGGCCCUGCAGUGGCGGGUCCGAGCCGCGCGGCAGAGACAUCGGCGACGAGCGCCGCCGAGGCCUCGACGCCGGUGCGGCCUCGACCAGGGCGCGAUGGCCGCGCCUCCGCGAUGGCGAGCACGUCUGCUGCCGCUGGCCUGCUAGUCUCCUCAGCGGCUGCCACGCCGGCAGGUGCGUCCAGCGUCGGACAGGCGGCCCAGCAGCCGGCCGAAGGCAUGACGACGAUCGACCUGGGCUACUUGGGCGACUCGACACGCCGGCCCAUGGACGUCCUCGCCGACGCCAUCGAGCAGCACGGCAUCCCGCCGGAGGACCACUUCGAGCUCUUUCAGAAGAUCCGCCUCGCCAUGAGCCUGCGCGAUCCCGGCGCACGGCGACAGCUCGUCACCUGCCGCCUGCUCGCGAUGGCAUGCUACGCACACACCACAUCCGAGUCGACGGCGUCGACGCAGCUCUUCCUGUACGAGCCCGACGUGGUGCAGCGCCUGACUGCGCUCGUCGACCCCGACCAGCGAGUUGGUCCCGACGUACAGAGCGGCGCCUUCUACGCCCUCGAUGCGCUCGGUCGCUACCGCGGCAAGUUCAACGACGUGCUCAACGCCGUCAACGCCUCGAUCAACCACGGCAUCCUGCUGCACUGCCUGCGCGACCUCGUCGACGCGCUCGGCCGCCCCAAGGCUGCACAGCCCGACGGCGUGCUCAUCGACGCGCUCUUUGGCUUCAUCGGCUUCGUCACGUCGACGAACGUCGGCAGCAACAUGGUCGUCAGCGCCGGCCUGCUGCCGCUGCUGAUCCAGCUGCUCGAGGAGACCAAGCCCGAGACGUACCUGCUGCAGCGCACGGUCACGCGCGCGAUCGGCCUGAUCCACAGCGUCAUCUACGCCUAUCAGCCGUCGUUUGCGCUGUUCGUCGCGGCCAAGGGCAUCGACGUGUUCGUGGCGCGCAUCGAGCAGGAGAUCAACCGCGACCUCGAGGUCGGCGCCGUUGAUAAGGAGCUGGAGAAGGGCACGCUGGUCGAGGCCAGCCCCGACAGUCUGUACGGCCGCCUCUCCUUCGGCCGUGCACAGCUGCUGCGCGCGCUGCUCAAGACGACGCUGCACAUGAUGUCCGCGCCCGGCACGGCCGACGGCCUGCGCAACCUCAUCGACAGCACGCUGCUGCUGUCGGUGAAGCGCAUCAUGCAGAACCGCCUCGUAUUCGGCGGCCAGAUCUUGGCCAUCGCCGUCAACGUCAUGGCGACGUUUGUGCACAACGAGCCGACGAGCCUCGGCAUCGUGCAGGAGAAGGGCCUGCCCCAGGCCUUCCUCGACAUGAUCGACGCCGACAUCGAGGCCAACUUCGACGUCAUCGCAGCCAUCCCCAACGCCGUCGGCGCGCUCUGCCUGAACCAGGCGGGCAUCCAGAUGCUCAACGAGCGGCCCGUCGUGCCGAAGCUCUUCGCCCUCUUCACCUCUGAGCGCCACACCAAGGUGCUUGCGGACCGCGAGAAUGCAUCGCUCUUCGGCUCGGGCAUCGACGAGCUCGUGCGGCACCAGCCGGGCCUCAAGCAGUCUGUGCUCGACUGCAUUCUCUCGACGCUCGCGGCCAUCUAUGCCGCCGGCGAGGCGUACGAGCUGCGCGACAGCGACAAGAAGCGCAUGUACAAGCUGCAGACGGUGCCGCCCACGGCGGCGCCCGCGAACGACGAAGUCAUGCAAGAGACUGGCGGUGCCUCGUCUGCGACGCAGGUCACGGCCGAACAGUCGCUGUCCGUGGCGCUCGCAGACGUCGUGAUGGACGAGCCGGACAUGUCCCUCGAGUCGCGCGACGACUCGGGCGGCGACAACGCCAUCGUGUCGUACAUCGACGUCAUGUCGCGCUUCCUCGACGGCCUCUUCCAGACGGUCCAGCACUGCAAGGACUUCCUCAAGGCCGACGGCCUCGAGCGGUUGCUGCGCUUCUACCGCCUGCCGUGCCUGCCGUACGACUUUGUCAACAGCAUGGGCAACGACAGCCUCGUGACGCUCAUCCGCCUCAUCGUCGAGGUCAGCCCGCAGAGCGUGCUCAGCGCCAUUCUCCGCGAGCUGCGCAAGUCCAUGACGGAGUGCACCGAUCUCUGGGGCGCCGACGCACCGUCGCUCGCCUCUCUGCUGUCGCCCGAGUCGGCCGAGGCGGCCGAGGCGGCCACCAAGACGUUCCGCCGCCUUGUGCGUCUCAACGCGCACUCGCAUCUGCUGGCCGACGUCGGACCGACGUUCGUCUUUGCCGGCGCCAAGCUGCCGCUCGUGUUCCUCCAGACUGUGAACUCAGCCUCAUCGCCGACUGGACGCGAGCUGGCCUCGAUCGCCGAGAUCGGCGAGCUGCAGCGUCAGGCCGCCUGGCAGAACGUGUGCCUCAAGGCUGUGGCCCCGCCUGGGGAGCGUCGCAAGCCGCGCCGCUACGGUCGCGGCGCUCGCGCUGCCGAUGCGAACGGCGCCACAGCGGACACGCCGUCCGGAGCAAACGAGACGAGCGAGACUGACCUGCAGAAAGUUCAGGGCCUGCAAGGCGUCCAGGGACAGAGCAGCGACGGCGCGGAUCCCGGUCCGCUCACGUGCAACAGCACAGCGCUGCGCUACGUUGCGGCCUCGCUGCCGUCGGCUCUGACGACGUUCCUCGUCGAGACUACGCGCCUGUUUGUCCUGCGCCGCUCGAGCGACCAGAGCCUGCGCCGUCACGCCACCUCCACGGCCGCUGCCAUCGCCGGAGUCGUCACCAAGAGCCUCGCGUGGCGCGACAGCGAGCAGACGCAGAACAGCUUCGCCUACGCGUGCGCGAUGAUCGGACAGGCGACAUCACUGCUGUACGACGACCGCGCCGGCGCGCACCCGACCACCAACACGCUGGUGCUCAUUGCCUUUGUGCGCGAGGGCGGCCUCGACGCCCUGCUCGGCCUCUACACGCGCUACAACGACGAGAUCACGCGCCACUUCGACGAGGACGGCAAGGUGCGCGAGGUCGGCGUCCACGACGGCCUGCGUCUUGGCCACAUCUACAGCGGCCUCGGAGCCUGCCUCAAGAUGCUGCACCUGCUCAGCGCCCACCGCACGCUCAUGGACCCGACGGCCACUGCGAUUUUGACAUCGAAGGACGACGCGGAUCGCCGUGCAGCAGAGUUCUUCCUGCCGCACGAGUUCCUCGUCCGCCUGCGUCUGGCCAUCCUGCCGGCGCUGCGCCUGACGUGGGACUCCAAGUGGUUGCCCAACGCGCCGUUCACGCUCAACCGCUCCGUCAACCAGACGAUGCUGCAGAUCCUGCUGGGCGAGGGCGAGGCGCCCGCGCCGCGCCGCGAAGGCGCAAGCAGCGGCAGCGGAGCGGCCAACGGCAGUGGCAGCAACGCGCAGCCCGACGGCGUGCGCCAGCUCAACUCCAUCCAGGCCGCACUCGCCGGCCUCACCGGCGCGCUUGGCGGACCGCCUCCAGGUAGCCGCGCUCACGGCCACGGGCACGACUUUGCGCAGCCGCGCUCGCGCCUGGCGGUGCAGCCCGACGAGAACCGCACGCGCGAGCUCACCGACAUGGGCUUCCCACGCGCCGCCGCACGCGCUGCUCUGACGCGCUGCAACAACAACCUCGCUCUGGCCGCAGACUACCUCCUGAGCCACCCUGAGAUCGUCGCGAACCCUGGGCCGGAGAUCGAGCUGCCGCCGUCGGACAGCCAGUCGGAGGCACCGUCGGAGGCGGCGGCCCCUGCUGCUGUGCCGGACGCUCCCGCGGCAGCGCCUGCCGAAGGCGCAGCCGGCGCGCCCGCCGAGGCCGCUCCUGCUGUCGCAGCGACCGCCGACGGCGACACGCAGAUGACGGACUCUGCUGCACGUGCGACCGCAAGCGAUGACGAGGGCUCGCACAGCUCGGAGGACGGCGACAUGAGCUCGGCCGACGCAGCGCGCAAGACGGCCAACGAUGCGGCGCUCGCGCAAGUCAAGGACGAGAAGGAACGCCUCGACAAGCUGCGCAAGGAGAUCGGCGAGACGCUGGCGCCGCGCAUCAUUGCGCUGGCCGACCAGCAUGAGGGCCUCGUCUUCGACGCCAAGGUCGCCUUCAGCAUCGUCGCCACCGACGCGGCCACCACGGUCGAGACGAUCAACUCGCUGCUCGCGCAGCUCGACGUGCCGCGUGAGCAGGCCUUUGGCGAGGGCGAGAAGCGCAUCGCGAUCCGCCUGCGCAUUCUUGCGCUCUUUCUCAACGAUGCCGUUACGAUGAAGCGCCUGCACAAGGACUCGGCCAAGGCCAUCAUGCUCAAGCUCGGCCAGCUCGCGCAGGACUACGACUCGCGCGCAUCGGCGGACUCGCACCCGGCUUGGCUUGCGCCGACGCUGCUGGUGGCGUGCUCCGUGCUGGGCCUCGACGAGAACCCAGCCGAGGCGACAAUCUCGCAAGAAGAGGACCCGGCGAAGCUCGAGGCCGCUGGCCGCGCGCCUGUCCUGGAGGCGCGGCAGUUCAACGACGAGUCGCACGUGCUCUUCAAGCUGGCGAUGCACUGCCUCGAGCACGCCACGUCGCUCUCGCGCGGCGACCUGCUUGCAGUCUACCGUCUGCUCGUCAUUCUCACUCGCCGCCACAGCGUCGCAGCCGAGUUUGUGCGCAGCGGCGGAGUGCCGGCGCUCUUCAAGCCGUUCUCGACGCUCAGCACCAAGACCGUCUCCGGCUGCCAGGCGCUCGUCGUGCUGGUGCUGCGGCAGGUCAUCGAGGACCACGCGACGCUGCGUGCCUCGAUGGAGCAGGAGAUGCGCGCCUGGCUCAGCAUCGCGCGCCAGAAGGUCAUCGACACCAGCUCGCUCACGCGCAACCUCAGCAGUGUCAUGCUGCGCGACCCGGACAUGUUCAUGGCGCUUGCGCAGGAGCACCUCGAGAUGAUUGACCUCGUGCCGGCCAAGUCGCAGGGCAUGUUGCGCCUCAAGGCCCGCGACGAGACGCUGCCCAGUGCUGCCGAGGAGGAAGACGCCGAUCAGGCGCCGCCUUCGCCAAGCAAGGCCGGCGCGCCUGCUGCCGAUCUCGACCUGCCCAUGAAUGAGGCGGGCGACGCCAAGGACGCCGCCAACACGUCCGCGCCGUCCGCAGAGCUCGACACGACGAUGAACUUCCUGCUCUCGGAGCUGCUCAAGGCCACUCGCGAGCAGGCCGCAGCGGCUUCGAAGAAGGCGAGCGAGGGACAGGCCAAGUCGCCCAGCCUCACGCUCCAGCCGCUGGAGCAGGCACCGGGCGGCACAAACGCGGACCAGCCGGCGCCCUCGGCCGCCGAGCAGGAGCAGGUGGACGAGGCGGCCGACAGCCAGUACUUCUACACAUGCUUCCUCAUGCAGUGCCUCGCCGAGCUCCUCUCGUCGUACGUGUCGGCCAAGACGUGCUUCGUCAACUUCAGCCGCAAGCGGUCGGCCGCGCGCGACCUCGGCACGCCGGCGGCCAAGGGCAAGGGACCGCAGCACCUGCUGGGCUUCUUCCUCUCGGAACUCGUGCCGAUCGGCUUCCUGCGCUCGACGGAGCACACGGAGAUGCGCAAGCUCAUGGCGCAGUCGAACUGGGCCAUGAGUGUGCUUGUCGCGCUCGCCGCCGACGUGACGGUGCACCCGGACCUCAAGCAGGUCAUGCCGGAGCUCGUCACCGUGCGCAAGCUGCUGCUCGACGGCAUCGCCAAGGCGAUCAAGGACGCUUCGACGGCCAGCGAGCCCGUCGAGGUGCGCUACGGCCGCCUGUACGCCCUCGCCGACCUGUGCUACCGCCUGCUCACGGCGCGUCCGAACCACAAUCCGGCGGCUGGCGGCGCGCGGCCCGCAGAGGACCUGGCCUUGCACAUGGCCAAGACGAUGCUCGAGAAGAACUUUGUCGGCGUGCUCACGAGUGCGCUGGCCGACGUCGACCUCAACCUGCCAAUGGUCAAGUCGCUGCUCGACCGCAUCCUCAAGCCGCUUGAGCACCUGACCAAGGUCGCCAUCAAGAUGGGCAAGGCCGAGCGCAAGAACGCUGCAGCGAGCGGCACAGGCGCGGCCGCUGCGCGCGCCAAUGUGACGGCCGACUCGGUGCAGGAGUACUCGGACGAGUACGACUCGAUGGACGAGGACGGCGAGUCGGACCACAGCUCGGACGACGACGAGGGCCACGCGCGCGAGGAGACGCCGGACUUCUACCGCAACAGUGCGCUCGGCAUGCAUGCGUCGGAGAACUUCGUCGAGCAGCCCGGCUCCGACGAGGACUCGGAGGACGACGAGAUGGACAUGGAGAUGGAGUACGACAGCGACGAGGACGGCAGCGACAUGAGCGCCGACGAGGAGGACGAGGAGAUGGAGGGCGUCGUCGAGAUCAUCGAGGAGGACAGCGAUGACGACUCGGAGAGCGGCGAGGACGACUCUGAUGACGAUGAGGACGACAGCGGCGAGAGCGGCUCCGAGAUGGACGAGGGUUCGGAGCUCGACGGCGCGGCCGAAGAGUGGAUCCUGGACGCCGAGGGCGACGAGGAUGCAGAGGACCAGGCGCUGGACUUUGUCGCUGGCGAGGACGGCGAGGAGGCCGGCUGGACCGACGAGCUGCCCGACGUGCUGCGCGACACGCGCGUCCUCGCCGACAACAUCGACGACCUCGACCCCGAUGAGGAGGAGGCCGAGGAGGACUUCGACGAGGAGGCCGACUCGUUUGACGAGCACUACGACCACGACGAGCUGGCGCACCUCGAGCUCGCCGAGGCCGCCAACGUCGUGGACCCGGGCCCGGAGGAUCGCUUCGGCGCCACCUGGGCCUGGGCGCGUGCGCCGAUCGGCAGCGGCCGUGGCGGACCGGGCGGCGUGCCCAUGCUGGCGCCCAGCCUAUUCCACGGCGGCGGCGUCGGCGCCGCGCUGCCGGCGCCACGGCGCAACAUGCGCAUGCUCGACUACGAGGCGAGCUUCAUGGCAGGCAUGGCCGGCGCCGCGCGUUCGCGUGGCGCCGGCGGUGCCGAGGACCUCGCUUCGCACCCGCUGCUCGUCGACACGUCGCGCACGCAGAGUGGACCUCGCAGCGGCCACGACCGUGGACACGCCCAUGACUGGUCGCAUCACGGCGGCUACAGCGACACCUGGGGCCGCUCGCUCGAGCAGCUGAUGUCCUCUGCAAACCACGGCGAGGGCGCCGAGAUGCAGGCGCUGAUGAAUCUGCUGUCGUCGCAUGGGCCGCGCGAAGUGCCCGGGGGCGUCCAGCUCCAUCUGGUCCACGACGACCAGGGCCAGCCUGUUAUCAGCGUGGGCAACGCCGCGCGGCCGCGCAGCACCGAUGUGGCCCUGCCUGACGCACGGCCUACCGACGGCUCUGCGGCUGCAGCAGCUCGCAUCGACCCCGUUGCGGCUGUGCAAGAGUUCUCGCCCAUGCCGACCUCGACACGCUGGUCAGAGGCCGCCCGCAUCGUCCACGGCCCUGCCGUUGUCGAGCGCGCUGCACGUCUGCGCCCGCACACAAUCAACGCGCUGCUGCCGGGCCUGCGUCGCUCUCAGGCGGGCGCCAAGGCCAAGAAGGAUGCGCAGAUCGCCGAAGAGGCUACGCGCGCCGAGCAAGAGGCCCAGAAAGUCCUCAAGGCAGUGAAGGAAGCACACGACCUCGAGACUGCAGAGCUGCAGGCCGCCGAGCAGAGAGCUGCUGCCGUGCAGGAGAACGCGGCCGACGCAGAGGCCGAAGAGCGCGCGCUGGAGGCGGAGGCCAUUGCUCUGUCGCAGCAACAACUCAGCGAGGACAUCGAGAUGGCCGACGAGGCCGGCGAUGACUCCGGCGACUCUUCGCAGCAGCCCAAUCUCGAGCUCGACUCGCUGCAGCGCAGCCUCGGCGAGCUGGACCGCAGCGUGGCCGGCACGGAGGAAGCCGACCGCAGCGCCGUGCCGGCGGACGCGCAGAGCGGCGCCGCUGCCGACGCCGGCGCGGCCGCCGCACCUGCUCCCGCCGCACGCAUCACCACGACGGUGCACGGGCGCGAGGUGGACAUCACCGACACCGGCAUCGACCCCGAGUUCCUCGAGGCGCUGCCCGACGACAUGCGCGAAGAGGUGCUGAACCAGCACUUCCGCGAGCGCCAGGCGUCUUCCACGGUGGCUGCGGCCGACUCGAACAUUGCGCCGGAGUUCCUCAACGCCCUGCCGCCGGAGCUGCGCGCAGAAGUGAUCCAGCAGGAGGCUGCCGAGGCGCGCCGACAGCAAGGCGGCGCGGCCGGCAGCAGCGCCGAGGCUCGUGCGGCCGGCGCUGCACGCGACGCAGAGGCUGCGCAAGGCACGCUCGUAGGCAUGCUCGAUCGCCUGCGCCGUAUCGGAGGCCGCGACGAGAACGAGAUGCUCGAAGGCCUGCCUUACUCUGUCGUCGACGACGUCCUCGCCCGCCGCCAGCAGCGCCACGCGCAAGACGGCCGCGGCGCCAAUGGCCGUCGCGGCGCUGGCGCUGCGGGCGCGCAACCGGGCGGCGAGGCCGCGGCCCCGCAGAAGACGCGCGACGCCAUCCAGGUGCUCGACAAGGCCGGCGUGGCGACGCUCGUGCGUCUGCUCUUCUUCCCGCAGAUGAACAGCCGCGCCACGGGCCUGCACAAGGUGCUGGCCAACCUGCAGGAGAACGCCAAGACGCGCGCCGAGCUGCUCAACCUCCUGCUGCUCGUGCUCGCCGACGGCACCAGCGACACGAAUGCCGUCGACAAGUCGUACGCGUCCAUGACGGCGCGUGCAAGCAAGGGCAGCAUGCUCGCCAACGCCGCCGUGACGCCCAGCCGGCCGACGCCGAGGCGGCACAACUCGACGCCCGGCGGCCUGCAGCUGGCCACUCCGGCGGCGCCGGCGCCGACGAUGGCGCCGAUCUCGCGCACGGGCGACGAGGCGCCGUUCCUCAUCGCGAGCCGCACGAUCGACGCGCUGCUGCACCUCACGGCGCACAACGAGCAGGCUGCGCUGUACUUCCUGCGCGACGACCCGCGCGCCAGCAAGAAGCUCAAGGGCAAGGAGCGCAGCUCGGCGCCAGUCAACGCACUGCUGGCACUGCUCGCCAAGCCGGCGAUUCUCUCGAACGCACAGCUCGUCGAGUCCCUCAUUGCUCUGCUCAAGACGGUCACCGAACCGCUGAACGCACUCGCCGCCGCGCAGAAGCCUGCCGCCGAGAGUGCCGCCGCCGACGCCGCCCAGCCCGGAGAGGCCGCGGUGGAGGGUGCCGCCGCACAGACGAGCGAGGCGGCGCCGGCCGCUGCGGCUGAGGCCGGGCCCAGCGAUGCGCCCGCGGCUGCUGCGGACACGGCCGAGUCGGGCGCCCUGACGACAGCGCCGGCCAUCCCUGCCGAGCGCAUCGCGGCCGUCGUGCGCCCGCUCGCGACGGCAAUCAGCGCCAAGGGCUUCCAGCACACGCUCGCCGUCGCGUCGAACCUGACGACGGUGCCCGGCGGGCGCGAGACGGUCUCGGACGCGCUGCGCCGCGAGGCCGACGCCGCGGGCCGCACGCUCGUCGCAGAGCUCGACGCGCUGCUGGCGACGCUGCCUGAGCCGCCGAAGCUGGCGGACCAGGAGGACGAAGCCAAGGCAGACGCCAGCGCCGACGCCGCCACGCACGCGCGCAUUCAGAGCCCCGCGCUCACGGCCAUGGCGAGCCCGGCGAGUGCGCAGACGGUGCUGCUGCGCUCGCUGCGUGCGCUCGACUGGGUCGUCACGCGCCCGCAGCCGGGCGCGUCGCUGAGCUCGUAAUGCGGCUGUUCCCUUCCAUACAUGAUCCGUGUCCCUACUCACUACUACGUUCCGCCACCUCAAUGAACCGAUUCUGAAGC